This is a messenger RNA of Euleptes europaea (tarantolino), 733 nucleotides long. Its product is annotated as F-box/LRR-repeat protein 20-like. The record is from RefSeq and is a predicted model, not a curated record. The coding region runs from base 125 to 733 and encodes 202 amino acids. The transcript is spliced from 6 exons. Lineage: Eukaryota; Metazoa; Chordata; Lepidosauria; Squamata; Sphaerodactylidae. Gene Ontology annotation, molecular function: protein binding.
UAAUGGAUGCCAGAUUACAGACUGUGCAAUUGCUGCCUUAGUUGAAAAGCAUGGGAAAAGCCUCAGGAAACUGGAAAUAUUUGGUUGCCAUGCUGUUACUGCAAAAUGCAUAAGACGUGUUGCCAUGAAAUGCCCAAAUAUAAAGGUACUGAAUAUUGGGAGAAUCCACAAGGUUACAGAGGACUGCUUGGCAAAGGUCGUGAAUGGUAUGAAAAAGCUAACUUGUCUCAACAUUACAGGGCUUAAUACGGUGAAGGAUUGUGUGGUUCACUUUAUUGCAAAGAAGUGUCCUGAAUUAGAAUGUCUAGUUCUCAACUCUUGCUCUCAAGUAACCGAUGUCAGUCUAAUGGAAAUAAGCAUGUUCCUACCAACCAUCAGGUAUCUUGAUGUUAGUGGCUGUAAAGAGGUGACUGACAUUGGAGUUCAAGCUUUGGCAGGAAGCUGCCAGAAGAUGUCUUACCUUGAUUUGAGUUCUACAGCAACAAGCAAAAGAGGAGUUUGUUUGUUGGCUAACUUCUGCUUCAAAACUCUGGAAUGUGUGAAGAUUAGUUUCUGCAAGGCUAUAACCCCAGAUGCAGUUGCAAAACUAUGUAAAAACUGUAAAAGACUGAAGAUACUUCAUUUGUAUGGCUGCAGUUUCAUACCUGAUCUAGAGUCUAUUAAAAAAAUCAAUACAAAUGUUGAAGUGUUUCAUGACCUGCCUGUACCAGCUGCUAAAUUGUCUUCUGAAUAA